Phyllotreta striolata is the source of this 1403-nucleotide messenger RNA. The record is from the annotation of a GenBank genome assembly. NCBI's taxonomy places the organism in Eukaryota, Metazoa, Arthropoda, Insecta, Coleoptera, Chrysomelidae.
GAAGAAACUAACCGCAAAAUUAUUUAAUCAUGAAAUUGUUAAAUAUUUAUCUAAAAUCUCGGAAUUACACAAACAAACGGCUGUUUUCAAAGUUAAACUUAAAAACCAGCGACAUCGAAAUACUUAAUAAAGCUUACCCGAGAGAUGAAUUUUCCAACGUAACUACCAAAGUGGUCGGCUUUUUAGGAAGAAACAUUUACCUGCAGCCCCAUCACCCUCUAAAUCUAGUGAAACAACGCGUUGUCAAUCAUUUCUACAAAUCGUUCGUUAACAGAAGAGGCAACCCUUUGUUUUCCGUACAUGAACAACUGCAGCCUAUCGUAAGCGUAUCGCAGAAUUUCGAUAGUCUACUAAUACCCGAAGGGCACCCUUCGAGGAACAAAAGCGACUGUUACUACAUUAAUAAACACCAUCUAUUUCGGGCUCACAUGACUGCUCACCAAAACGAGCUGAUCAAAUCAGGCCUUAAUGAAUUCCUAAUGAUCGGAGACGUGUAUAGAAGAGACGAGAUAGAUCGGACGCAUUAUCCAGUUUUCCACCAAAUCGACGCCGUAAGAUUAAUAUCGAAUGCACAGUUGUUUUCUGAAAAUAACAGCUUAAAUAUGUUCGAAGAAGGAAAUAACACAGCCUUUACUGGUAAUCAAGAAAAACAAGCUUGUCAUUCCCUAGAAGCGGUGAAGUUAUUGGAGUACGAGCUUAAAGAGACAUUGUUCCAGCUGGCCAAAGAAUUGUUCGGAAAAGACGUUAAAUAUAGAUGGGUAGAUACAGUUUUUCCGUUCACUCAACCGUCUUGGGAACUGGAGAUAUUCCACAAUGACGAAUGGAUCGAAGUGCUUGGUUGUGGCAUAAUGCAGCAGGCCAUAUUGAACAACGCCGGUGUAAAAGAUAAGAUCGGUUGGGCUUUCGGUUUGGGAUUGGAACGUUUAGCGAUGUGCUUGUACAAAAUACCCGAUAUAAGGUUGUUCUGGUCGAACGACACCGGUUUCCUUAAUCAGUUCAAAGACAAGGAAUGUACGGAUGAAAUUACAUACGUUCCUAUUAGUCAGUUUCCUCAAUGUAAACACGACAUUAGUUUCUGGUUGCCGGAUACUGGGGAAUACUCCAGUAAUGAUUUUUACGAUUUGGCAAGGAAUAUCGGUGGAGAUCUCAUCGAACAAAUCGAAUUGAUCGAUAAUUUUACUAAUCCGAAGAAUGGUAAAACUAGUCAUUGCUACAGAAUUACCUACAGGCAUAUGGAGAAAACUUUAACGCAUAAAGAAGUAAACAAAAUUCACAAAAAAAUAGAGAGUGUUGUUAACGAAAUGGGCUGUACUGUUAGAUAAAUAAGUAAAUAAAAUUUUUAUAAGAGAAAUAACAGUUAAAUUGUAACAUGUCUAUGUUCGAUAAUUCGUUUCCCACCUCUA